UUUUCGAAGCUGGCGGCUGUUGGUCGCAUCUGCUCCAAACAAACUCACAGUAAAUUUUAAAAAUUCGUCGCGUGUGGAUGCGUCUGCUCGCUCUCUGUGAUACAAUAAACUAACCGAAAAUCCCGCUUAACGCCCACUCAACUACGCCAAUUUGUGUUUGCUGUGAAUAAUAACAACGAAAUAGUACACCGAAAACUAUACAUCCCAACUAUCGCUGUUCCAGUAAUCCAACACAAACAACGUUGUCGCAAACUUGCUAAGUACAGCAGACAUACAAAAUAUUAUAAAGAAAAGGAAUACAUCUCAAAACCUAAAACCCGUUUAAAGCCAAAAUGUCAUCGAAUCGUGCACCAAAGUCUGGUUUUGCUGCCGAAGCACAACGCAAAAUCAACUCAAAAUACAGCGAAGAGCUGGCCCAAGAAUGCUUAGAAUGGAUCAAGAUCGUCACUGGUGAACCCAUCAACACAGCCGGUGAUAUGGACAACUUUUUUGAAGUGCUAAAGGAUGGUGUACUGUUAUGCAAAUUGGCCAAUGCACUGCAACCGGGCUCAAUCAAGAAAGUCAACGAAAGCAAAAUGGCAUUCAAAUGCAUGGAGAACAUUUCCGCUUUCUUGGCCUGUGCUAAAAACUUUGGUGUACCCACACAAGAGACAUUCCAGAGUGUCGAUCUUUGGGAACGACAAAACUUAAACUCCGUCGUCAUAUGCCUGCAAUCAUUAGGUCGUAAGGCACAUAACUUUGGCAAACCAUCAAUUGGUCCCAAGGAAGCCGAUAAGAAUGUACGCAAUUUCUCUGAGGAGCAAUUGCGCGCUGGUCAAAAUGUCAUCUCACUGCAGUACGGCUCAAAUAAGGGUGCCAAUCAGUCGGGCAUCAAUUUCGGCAACACCCGACACAUGUAAAUGCCACACAUUUCUGAUGCGCGGCAAAUGGCAAAGCGCUUAUGCUAUCGCAUAUUAACCAAUAUCAUUGGUACUUAGAGAUGAACGCAGCGUUAUAUAUGUAUGUACAUACAUAUGCAUGUGUAUAACGGCAUUUUAAUAAUAUUUAAGCAUUCCAUAAGUGUCCAAAGGUUUUUGAAAAGACACGAAAAAACGACAACCUACAAAUGUAUUCCAAAUUUUGCAUUCUAUAUUUUUUAACUUUAACUUUAUAAACAUGUAUUGAACGUAUUCUAAGCAUAAUUGUACACCACAAAAAGAGAAAAUGUAAUUUUUUUAUAAUAGCGUUUGAUUUCUUUUUAACUUAAAACACAUUCUUCUUACCCAUAUUUAAUAAUACACUAAAUAUUUUUUUUUUCUAAAUUGAACUAAAUCGGCACUUACAAACACUCAAACGGAAAACUAUAUAUCCGAGGCGCGUUUGUCCCCACUAAUAUACUGGUGUUAUAUGGGUGGAGUAAAUGCCUCGUACGUGCCAUUAAGCAUUUAUAUUGUAUGUAAUCUUUUACAUACCUAUAUUUAAUUAUUCUGAAAGGAGGCGAAUCAUUGUUAUUUUCUCUCUAUAUAUGUAUGCUUUACAGUAAUAUAUAAAAUUACAUAUACGUACCGAUUUUUGGCAGCAACAAUUUAUUUACAGUAGAAAUAAUACAAUGUUAUGGCCUUUGAAGUAUACAAAAUAACAACAACUAAACAACCACCUGUAAAAAAACUGAAACAAAAGUGUCUUCUCCCAUUUAAUUACCGUUAAACAUAAAGUAGAAAGUAUUUAUAAAUCAUAUAUUACAAUACAUACACAGUGAUACGUAUUGGUAUACUGAUUAAAUCUGUUCAUGUUGAGUAUGAAAUAAACUUUAUUAAAUAAUAGUUACUA
Rhagoletis zephyria (snowberry fruit fly) is the source of this 1809-nucleotide messenger RNA. RefSeq names its product transgelin calponin-3 (gene Chd64). The record is from RefSeq and is a predicted model, not a curated record. Gene Ontology annotation, molecular function: actin filament binding. Gene Ontology annotation, biological process: actin filament organization. Gene Ontology annotation, cellular component: actin cytoskeleton. Lineage: Eukaryota; Metazoa; Arthropoda; Insecta; Diptera; Tephritidae.